ACCAAAAGUAAAAUAAAGCAACUAGAAUACAAUUAAAGGCUAGGGCAUUCGAGAAACUUCAGUUUUUCAGAAUCCAAAGUUAUACACCCUAUAAAUACAUAAUAAAUGUUGAAAUAAUUCACUUAGUUAAAAACACAUAAAAAUUAACAAUACAUAUAUAUAAUUUAAUUAAUUAAUAUCUAUGGCGAAGCAAGCUCGUAGAGUUGGGAUAGGGAUGGAUUACUCAGCAACCAGCAAAGCAGCCCUUCGAUGGGCCGUUGAUAAUCUCAUCGACGGCGGAGAUCACAUCAUUCUAAUCCACGUUGAGCCUCCUAAUGCUGAUCAUACAAGGAAGCAGCUCUUCGAAGAUACAGGCUCACCUUUGAUUCCUUUGGAAGAAUUUCGAGAGAUAAAUUUCUCAAAGCAAUACGGACUGAAAAACGAUGCGGAGGUAAUUGAUAUUCUGGACAGGGCUUCAAGGAGCAAAGGGGCUAAGGUAGUGGCCAAAGUGUAUUGGGGAGACCCUAGAGAAAAGCUUUUGGAUGCUGUUCAACAACUCAACCUUCAUUCUCUUGUCCUUGGCAGUAGGGGUUUAAGCCCCAUCAAAAGGGUAUUGCUUGGCAGUGUUAGUAACCAUGUGGUGACAAAUGCAUCUUGUCCAGUUACUGUGGUGAAAGGACCUCAAUCCAAAUCUUGAAAUCUGGCACCCCAUUCCCUAUUUUGCCCUUACUUAAGUCACCCCCAUGUCUUUGCUUUUAAAUUUGUGUAACAUUAUGAAUCUCAUGAAAAACUACAAAUUAUUAAGGAUUGGUUAAUUUCCUUCAAGAUUGGUGUGUAGAUACAAUACUGCAAGCUUUCAUAUAACAUAUGUAUAUACUAGUUUGGAUGGCA
Cannabis sativa is the source of this 870-nucleotide messenger RNA. RefSeq names its product universal stress protein PHOS32. Bases 182 to 676 code for a protein of 164 amino acids. The transcript is spliced from 3 exons. The record is from RefSeq and is a predicted model, not a curated record. NCBI's taxonomy places the organism in Eukaryota, Viridiplantae, Streptophyta, Magnoliopsida, Rosales, Cannabaceae.